AUGUCUUCAACUGAAAUAGAAGAACUUAAAACACUAGUACAAUCCCUCCGCAAAGAAGUGACCAAAAUCUCAGACGAAUCCGCAAUCCGCAAACUCCACCACGCAUACGGCUACUACCUCGACAAAUGUCUCUACUCGGAAACCGUCUCCCUCUUCGCCGACGACGCCUCCACCUCCGUUGAAUUCCUCGGUGGUCGCUACCUCCGCAAAGAAGGCGUCCACCGUCUCUACAUCGGCCGAUUCGCCUCUCGUUUCGUGCAAGGUCGAAACGGCCCCGUCCACGGCUUCCUCCUCGAUCACUGCCAGAUGCAAGAUAUCGUCGACGUCGACGCCGAUGGAAUCCACGCCAAGGGACGCUUUCGCGCGCUGAUGUCGGCGGGUACGCAUAAGAGUAUCAAGGACACGCAUCCACGGGGAUUGGUUCAGUGGUGGGAGGGCGGCGUGUAUGAGAAUGAGUAUAUCAAGGAGGAUGGCGUGUGGAAGAUUUGGAAGUUGAGGUAUUUUCCGUUUUGGCAUGCGGAGUUUGAGAAGGGGUGGAGUGCUAAGGAGGAGGGCGAGUUUGUGGGGUUGAUGAGUGAGGUUAGGGGGCCGGGGAAUGAGUUGGGUCCUGAUGAGUUGGUGGAGGGGGGUAGAGUCGUACCUUUUCAUUAUAAGCACCCCGUGACAGGCGAAGACGUAAAAGAGAACGACUUGAGGGCGCCAGGUUGGGGAGAAGAUGUGGAAAGCAGCAAACCAGCAUUAAAGCUGAAUUGA
Glarea lozoyensis ATCC 20868 is the source of this 753-nucleotide messenger RNA. Its product is annotated as NTF2-like protein. The transcript has 3 exons. The record is from RefSeq and is a predicted model, not a curated record. Lineage: Eukaryota; Fungi; Ascomycota; Leotiomycetes; Helotiales; Helotiaceae. The coding region runs from base 1 to 753 and encodes 250 amino acids.